AUGGAUAAUAUAGCCAAAAGAUGUUUUGGUUGUGGUACAGCUUUCCAUGAACAUGUCCCUGACACCCCAGGCUUUAACCCAUUCGAAGCUGAGAAAAAGAAGGCCCAAAAAAAGGCAACUAUCACAUCGAUAAAAGUCGAGAAAAGCAGACAAGCAGAUGUGUUAUUCGAAUCGCUAGAUGAGGAUAAAAAAGAAUUUCUACUAUCCCAGGGUACUGUUGAAACUGGUAUGGGCAGUCCACAGAAUGCAGAUCCACAUGGCCCAUCUGUGGCGAUUUCGAAAGCCCAAGAUAAAGCUGAAAAGAGGUCCAAGAUGUCCAAGAUCUUUUGCAAAUGGUGUAGAGAUAGUGUCAAUGGUAAAGAGCUCCGACUUUCAGUGGCUGUCGAGAGUAAAAAGCAAUUACUCGACCAGAUACCCAAAGAAGCUACAAUUGUCCAUUUAUUUGAUGCCAUGGAUUUCCCAACCACUGUGGACUUUGAAUUGAUGAAUAUCGCAUCAAAGAGACCAGGCCGUAUUUUAUGGAUUAUGAAUAGAAGCGAUCUUAUAAUGCCAGACAAUGAGCGUACUCAAACGAGGCUACUGAAAUAUGUUCGAGAGGAACUGAAUAGAAUUGCUGGCGUCCCACCGAACAACGUUAUGGCCAUAUCAUCUAACUACAACUGGAAUGCUGAUGAAGUGUUCUCUCAGUUGUCAAAUGACAAUUAUUUGGUGGGUCAUGCCAAUACCGGCAAGUCAACUUUAGCAUUAUAUUUAUCCUACAAAUUUCGACAGCAAGGAAACUCGCGGAAGUUUUGGGGGCUCGGCAGUUGGUCAAAUCCGUUUAUCACCCAACAGUCUAUUACAUACCUACUGGAAGGCAACAAGUAUUUGACUGAUCUACCGUCAUAUCCUGAACACGCAACGAACAAUAUACCUGGGGGGCCAAUGAGGAAAACUAGAGCGGGUAAUAUCAUUGAAAGUCAGCCGACAGCUACUAAUACAGAAACUGGAGUUUAUGAUUACUUAAAGCCUAAUCUAGUGAGAAAACUUACUAAUGGACACCGAUUGUUACGUACACCUGGGAUGUAUAACUGUCCUCAGGUGGUUGUAUCUACGUUGCCCACUCAAUUGAUUAGUAUUGGUGGGUUAGUGGCCGUCAAGCGGGAUUCGCCGAUUCACUUGAUUUGUUGGUCAAUAUUCCCUGACAGUAAUUACAAAACAAGAGUAGUCUCUUCUUUGGAAAAGAUAACUGAAAUCAAUCAAUCAACACAAAAAACACACGAAAGAUGGUCGAUGGUGAACAAACAUCACUCCAACUCACCUUUGAACAAGAAAAUGGAAAUAAAGUUCGGCGGAGAAGGUGUAAGCUUAGCUAUUAGAGGAGUGGGAUUAUGUCAUUUCCAUGUUUAUGGCCGGAUUCCCGAGGAUGGUGUUACUAUGGAAGUCUAUUCUAUGGAUAAUAUUAAGAUCAUGCGUCGAGACGAUAUCCUACCAUUUAUCAGAAAUCCUAGAAAUAGACUUAAAGAACUCAAGGAUUCUCGAAGGGAGGCUGCCAGAGACAAAUCUGCCCGUGCAAAGAAGAAGUCUGUAGCUAAGAAAAGACAAAUAGCUACAGAAAGGAUGCAAGUGGUUGACGCCUAUGCCGACAUGUAA
This is a messenger RNA of Sugiyamaella lignohabitans, 1632 nucleotides long. It is a transcript of the gene GEP3, whose product is annotated as Gep3p. The transcript has a single exon. The record is from RefSeq and is a predicted model, not a curated record. Bases 1 to 1632 code for a protein of 543 amino acids. Gene Ontology annotation, cellular component: mitochondrion. NCBI's taxonomy places the organism in Eukaryota, Fungi, Ascomycota, Dipodascomycetes, Dipodascales, Trichomonascaceae.